AUGGUUAGAUCAACUACUAUAUUCAGAGUGAGCGACGCUUUACCGCUAGCUGCAAGUGUGGAUGAUGAGAGUACGGAGAAAGCUUUGAUAGAAUACAAACAACAAUCAAAAUUAGUGUUCAGAAGGUUGAACGCUAAUUCUGAACCUGCUUGUUCUAUCGAGAGUGGUCAAUAUACAUUACAUUACCUCAUCGUAGGACCCGUCAUCUAUAUGUGUAUAUGUGACGCUUCAUAUCCUCGGAAAUUAGCUUUUUCAUAUCUUGACGAAUUGAGUAAAGAAUUCCAAAGAAGUUAUGAAGGAAAGAUUGAGAGUGUUACUAGACCUUAUGCUUUUAUGGGGUUUGAUACGUUCAUUUCCAAAACCACAAGACUUUAUAGAGAUUCACGUACUUUAACACAAGGUACCACAGCUCCACCUUCAGGUCCAAGUCCACAUUUGGAUCAAUUGAAUGAUAAUUUGAAAGAUGUGACUAGGAUCAUGACUAAGAAUAUGGAAGAUUUAUUAUGGCGUGGGGAUAGUUUAGAUCGAAUGUCUUCCCUCUCCACUUCCCUUCGUGCCGAAUCUGCCAAAUAUCGAAAAGCAGCCAGACAAAUCAAUAUCGACGCAUUAUUACGGAAAUGGGCUCCUGUAGGUGGUAUAGGUUUAUUCUUUAUUGUAUUCAUAUGGUGGAGGUUUUUCUGA
Molecule: messenger RNA, 681 nt
Organism: Tremella mesenterica DSM 1558
Lineage: Eukaryota; Fungi; Basidiomycota; Tremellomycetes; Tremellales; Tremellaceae
Exons: 5
Coding region: 1-681 (226 amino acids)
Biological process (GO): retrograde vesicle-mediated transport, Golgi to endoplasmic reticulum; endoplasmic reticulum to Golgi vesicle-mediated transport; vesicle fusion with Golgi apparatus
Cellular component (GO): SNARE complex; endoplasmic reticulum-Golgi intermediate compartment; ER to Golgi transport vesicle membrane
Molecular function (GO): SNAP receptor activity
Source: RefSeq, a predicted model, not a curated record